Molecule: messenger RNA, 4545 nt
Organism: Momordica charantia (bitter melon)
Lineage: Eukaryota; Viridiplantae; Streptophyta; Magnoliopsida; Cucurbitales; Cucurbitaceae
Source: RefSeq, a predicted model, not a curated record
GAAAAAGAAAAAGAAAAGAAAUAUUUACAGAGAGCGAACACAGAGGAGAUAGAGACAAACCUCAGAUCCUUGAUCACCAACCGCCAUAUCCGACUCUUCUUUGUUUACAGUAUUUUUUCUUUCAUUUUCUUUUGCAAUUCCUUCAAAUUUUGUUGGAAUAUUCCACCACUUUCUCUCUCUAAACCCAAAGCUUUUUUGUUCAUUUUGUUUUCUCUCUUUCUCUCUCUCUCCUCUCAAUUUUCUCGUCUGGUUCUUUGUUCUUUCGGCCAUGGGAGCUUGAAUUGAUUGAAAGCUAAGUAAAUCUUUAUUAUCAAGUGUGAACGUGACGGCAACAACGGCCUCACCGAGGAGAAAGUGUUGUGUUCCCUUCAAGGCCAAUCAAAAAUCCAUUUCCAUUUGGUUCCGGAAUUUACACUCUCUGCCAUAACACAAUCAUGGCGUUCUGCAAUUGCUCGUCGUCUGCGGGAAUUUGGUGAUCUGCGGGGGGCCAAUUAGCUGCAAUGUGUCUGCGUAAUGCGGGUUGAAAUUAGGGAUUUCGUAGGAGCCUUGCUUUUGUGCUGAUUUGGAUCUCAACGCCGAAUCAGAAUGGCCUUAUUUCGCAAGUUCUUUUAUCGGAAGCCGCCUGACGGGCUUCUAGAGAUAUCUGAAAGGGUUUAUGUUUUUGACUGCUGCUUUACCACGGAGGUUUUGGAAGAGGUAGAUUACAAAGUCUAUAUUGGAGGCAUAGUGGGUCAACUUCGUGAGAGUCUCACCGACGCUUCAUUCAUGGUGUUCAAUUUCAGAGAGGGGGAGAGCCAAAGCAUGAUUACUAAUAUAUUAUCUGACUAUGAUAUGACUGUCAUGGACUAUCCUCGACACUAUGAAGGCUGCCCUCUACUUACUAUGGAGAUGAUCCACCACUUCUUAAGAUCCAGUGAAAGCUGGCUCUCACUUGGGCAACAAAAUGUACUUUUGAUGCACUGUGAACGAGGGGGGUGGCCAGUCUUGGCUUUCAUGUUGGCUGCUCUUUUGAUUUACAGGAAGCAGUAUGCUGGGGAGCAAAAAACUUUAGACAUGAUUUACAAGCAAGCACCUCGGGAGCUUUUGCAGUUGAUGUCCCCUCUUAAUCCAUUGCCUUCGCAAUUGAGGUAUCUCCAAUAUGUAUCGAGAAGAAAUGUGGCAUCCGAAUGGCCUCCACUUGAUAGGGCGCUUACAUUAGACUGCGUAAUUAUUAGAUUUAUUCCUAAUAUGGAUGGGGAAGGUGGUUGCCGCCCAAUAUUUAGGAUAUAUGGACAGGAUCCCUUUAUGGCUGCUGAUCGAACUUCCAAAGUAUUGUUCUCAACCCCCAAAAAGAGUAAACUUGUUCGUCAAUAUAAGCAGGUAGAUUGCGAACUAGUUAAAAUUGAUAUCCAUUGCCAUAUCCAAGGUGAUGUUGUUCUUGAAUGUAUAAGUUUGGACAAUGAUCUGGAAAGGGAGGAGAUGAUGUUUCGAGUCAUGUUCAAUACAGCUUUUAUAAGAUCAAAUAUUUUGAUGCUCAACCGUGAUGACAUUGAUAUCUUGUGGCAUGCAAAGGAUCAAUUUCCAAAGGAUUUCAGAGCAGAGGUUCUUUUCUCAGAGAUGGAUGCCACGGCAUCACUUAUUUCAAUUGAAUUACCAAAUAUUGAGGAGAAAGAUGGUCUUCCAAUUGAAGCGUUUGCUAGAGUUCAAGAGAUCUUUAGCAAUGUGGACUGGCUAAGCCCAAAAGCAGAUGCAGCUCUUAAUAUGCUUCAAAAAAUAACAUCAUCGAAUGUGCUCCAAGAGAAAUUGCUUAGUUCUGCCUCUUCUUUAGACAGAAACCAGUUGCUUGACUUAUCUUUUGAAAAACUAAUCUCGGAAGCAGAGACAUCUGAAGACAACAUUAGAAGUCCCCGAUUGAGAGUGAAAACAAAGCAAUCUCGGCUUUCUUCUGAGCUAUCUCGUGCUGCAAGUCCAAUAAGAUCAGAGGAUGAAUCCCCAGAACUGCAGGUUGCUCUCCAACUACCAGUCCAGUCUAAAAUCAUUACCCAGCGAAUACCUGAACCUUCCUUGUCCACACCAGUCUCCUUCCGGAGUUCUGUGCAAUGUUCACCUCGCCCAAUAUUAAGAAAUAACAGUGCCCCCUCAGCUCUUGGCAUUACAGCUUUAUUACAUGAUCAUUCAAAUUCUAGUAGUAAAGAAGUCAUACAUCCAUUGACAGUAUCUUCACCUUCGUUUGCUCUGUCACCUUCAUCUGCUCCGUCACCUUCAUCUGCUCUAGAUUCCCCUAAAGAUAUUCAACCAAGUAAGCUUCCUAUUUUACCUCCAAGUUACACCUUAGAAGAUUCUCCUACCACCACCUCAACUUCAAACAUUGGUGAUCGGCUGUUGCUUCACCAACUUUCUUUGAAAACUAUUAAAUCUUCAAUUUCUCAACAGUCUCAAACCACAUCACCAGGGAGAAGUCAAUUGUCACCAUAUUCACAUCAAGCAACGCCUACCUCUCGUCUUGGGGGGUCUCCACCCUCUUUCAAUGAGAGCUUACCUUCAAUAUCCUCUUCUUCUCCUUUAUUAGCAUCAUCUCCAACUUCCUCUAUUAAGGAUUCAUUUUCGGUUCCCACUCCUCCCCCUCCUUCUCCUCCCCCCUCUCUGCUUGAUUCACCUUCGUAUUUGGUAACAUCUCCAUCUUCUAGAAAGACUAAUGGUUUAGUUUCCUCAUCUCCACCUCCACCUUCUCCAACCAUUAGUUUUUCUCCAAAUGACUUUGUGAAUUCUGGAUCCCCAUUAAGUCUUGGUGUUGUAUCGUCAGCUCCACCUGCACCACCUCCUCCAGGUUCUCCUAUGAAGGAUUCACCAACACAUGCUCCACCUGCACCCCCUCCUCCUUUUAGUGGUAAUAAACUUUCGAAUGUCAAUGGUACUUCCUCACAGUCUCACAUUGGCAUUAAUAACGGCAACAUACCUUCUAUUCCUGGACCACCUUCUAGUGCUCUAUUCAAUUCAAAGGGACGAGGCCUUGGACGUUUGAACUCCAAAAACCAGUCUCUACCUAAAAGAUCCAAUUUGAAGCCUUAUCACUGGUUAAAAUUAACAAGGGCCAUGCAAGGAAGCUUAUGGGCAGAGACACAAAAGACUGAUGAAGCCUCCAAAGCUCCGGAGUUUGACAUGUCCGAACUUGAAAGUCUUUUCUCUGCAGCUGCACCAAAUUCAGACUCUGGAGGUUCUGGUGGAAAUUCAAAUCGCCGAGCCUCAGGGCCAAAAUCAGAUAAAGUUCAUUUGUUCUUCUUAGAAUUGAUGAAAGUCCCACGAGUAGAGUCCAAGCUAAGGGUUUUUUCUUUCAAGAUACAAUUCCGUUUGCAGGUCUCUGACCUUAGAUAUAGUCUGAAUACUAUCAAUUCGGCAUCUGAAGAGAUCAGAAGUUCGGUAAAGUUGAAAAGGGUAAUGCAAACUAUUCUAUCAUUGGGUAAUGCUUUGAACCACGGAACGGCUAGAGGUUCUGCUAUUGGAUUUCGGCUUGAUAGUCUUCUCAAACUCACUGAUACGCGAGCCAGAAACAACAAGAUGACUCUCAUGCAUUAUCUAUGUAAGGUGCUUGCUGAAAAGCUGCCAGAACUUCUGGAUUUUCCGAAGGACCUUGUGAGUUUGGAAGGUUCUACAAAGAUACAACUGAAAUAUUUGGCAGAGGAAAUGCAAGCCAUUAGCAAAGGGCUUGAGAAGGUUGUUCAGGAAUUGGCGAAUUCAGAAAAUGAUGGGAUUGUUUCAGAAAAUUUUUGCCGGACUUUAAAAGGCUUCCUUUCUCAUGCCGAGGCCGAAGUGAGGUCUCUUGCCUCUCUUUAUUCUAAUGUGGGUAGGAAUGCUGAUGCAUUGGCGCUUUACUUCGGGGAGGACCCAGCACGUUGCCCUUUUGAGCAAGUUGUAUCGACGCUGUUCAAUUUUGUGCGUAUGUUCGUGCGAGCGCAUGAAGAGAACUGCAAGCAGCUUGAUUACGAAAAGAAGAAAGCACAGAAGGAAGCAGCAGAAAAGGAGAAGGAGAAGAAGGAGAAGUUGAAGGUCAGUACCCCAAAAAAGGAGUCAGGAUUCUUGAUGAAGACCCGAACCUAGCAUAGCGACAUCAAUUGAUCCCGUGUGUUCUAACAGACAUUUCUGCAACAUACUAAGUUAUUCUCUAUAUGCCGUGGCCAAAAAUAACCCAUCGUGCACAGUCGAAACAAUGUCGACUUCAAUGUUGCUAUCUUGGACAAAAAAGAAAGUUUCAGAGGCACGGGAGGUAGAAUAAGCAGCCGGUGUUCGGACGAGAUACGGGCCAUUUAUGAAGCAGUAAGUCUUCCACCAAACUUGUAUUAUUUGUUAAGAAAAGAAGAAGCUACAGGGGUGUGAAACUCAUCAGCCAUUGUUGCUGUUUGUGUAACUGAGUUACUGGUAGGGAGGUAGAUUUAAGGAAGUCUUGUUUGAGGAAGCACUCAAAUGGGAUUUGGUUAGAUCAGAAUUUUGCUGUAAAAUAUAUCAUAAAAAUGUAAUAAUAGUUUGUUCAUGUUCUAUAUAAUACAUCUUUUCCCCUGCUAAUAUUUCCUC